This is a messenger RNA of Megalops cyprinoides (Indo-Pacific tarpon), 2205 nucleotides long. RefSeq names its product alkaline ceramidase 3-like. Gene Ontology annotation, cellular component: endoplasmic reticulum membrane. The record is from RefSeq and is a predicted model, not a curated record. NCBI's taxonomy places the organism in Eukaryota, Metazoa, Chordata, Actinopteri, Elopiformes, Megalopidae. The coding region runs from base 3 to 803 and encodes 266 amino acids. Gene Ontology annotation, biological process: phytosphingosine biosynthetic process; ceramide metabolic process. The transcript is spliced from 11 exons.
CAAUGGCUCCGUCGGACAGGCAUGGAUACUGGGGCCGGCCCACGUCAACGCUGGACUGGUGUGAGGACAACUAUGUCGUCUCUUUCUACAUCGCAGAAUUCUGGAACACAGUGAGCAACAUUAUCAUGAUUCUACCUCCAAUCUAUGGUGCCAUACAGACCCUGAAGGACGGGCUGGAAGUGCGCUAUGUGUUUGCCUUUUUGGGACUUGCAGCUGUGGGGAUCGGAUCCUGGUGUUUCCACAUGACUCUGCUGUAUGAGAUGCAGUUACUGGAUGAAUUGCCCAUGAUCUACAGCUGUUGCCUGUUUGUCUACUGCCUAUGUGAGUGUUUCAAGCAGGAGAACACGGUCCAUUAUUUCCUCAUAGUCGUCUUGUUGGUCUUCAGUGUCGCAGUCUCUUUGGUAUACUUACAAUGGAAGGAGCCAGUGUUCCAUCAGGUCAUGUAUGGAAUGCUGGUAGGUUGCUUAGUUCUGCGGUCCGUAUUCAUAGUAACAUGGGUGUACCCGUGGCUCCGCCCACUUGCCUACACCUCUCUAAGCGUGUUCAUGAUUGGCUUUCUCCUGUGGAACAUUGACAAUCAUCUGUGUGACAUGUUGAGGGGUGCUCGGAGGAGGCUGCCCCCCGGAGUCGGUGCGGUUACGCAGCUGCACGCCUGGUGGCACAUCCUGACAGGCCUGGGCUCUUACCUGCACAUCCUCUUCAGCCUUCAGACGAGGACCACCUACCUCAAACACAGACCGAAAGUACAGUUUAUCUGCGGCGUUUGGCCUGUCAUCCGCGUGGAGGCGCAGAAGACCACGUGAUCAGAGAGGGGAGGGGCAGUGUUUGGACGGUGACGGCCUGCGCCCGGACGCCCCCCUCGGCAGACCAACAGACACCCCGACGUUCGCCAGGCCUAGCGUUUAGCCAGCCACGGGCUACACGGAAUAGAGGGGCUUUCUUCUCUGUAGGUCAGGAGUCGCUGUGAACUCAUGCAGUAGAAUUUAUAGAUGAUAUUAAUCUUUUGGUUUGCGCACAUGCACUCACACAGAAGCUUGUCGUACCUGUGUGUGUAUGUGGGUGUAGAAGUAACGCUAAUUUUAAACUACUAUUCACUUAAUUUAUGUCACCUCCAAAUUCUUGCUGGAGAUCUGAGCAUGGCACAAUGCCAGGUGAACCUGUAUGAAACCAACUCCCAUGCUCUGGUAUGAGAAAUGGCCACAAGCUCUUGGGCUACCAAAUGUUGAUGAUCUGCGUAGGUCAUCAUGAGUCCAGUAGAGAAAGAGACUAAUUGCACUCAUAUUUGUUUUUUGACUCCUUAGCAGCAAGCAUAGAGUAAGAGUGCUUAUGGAGUACAUAGGUACCUUACUUAAUCUAACAUUUAGCCAGUCACCAAGUGCAUUUAACAGUAUUUAUGUAGACCAAUAAUGCUUUCUUUCAUUUGGUAUAUUAUAAAGGGCAGUGUUAUAACCAGUCAAUUCAUAUUCUAUCAGUGUUUUUCCUGGAACUGGAAAUCUGAGCUAUGCAGAAAAGUACGUUAUGACCCAGAACCCGGGGACUUUGGUAGCCCAGGAACUUGUAGACAUUCUGCUCAUCAUUACAGGUCCAUUACAGGUUUGAUGGCAAAGAUGUAUCUCAAAGGCAGGGCUGCUCCUCUGACAUUUUGUCCAAAUUUUCAGUAUGUAUAAAUGCUUACCUGCUGAGCCUUCUGGCACAAAAUGGCCGCCCAGCAGCCGCCCACACAGGGGGGUCUCUGAGGUCUCUCAGAGGUGCUACAUAAAUGCAGGUCAUUAAAAAAAAAUCAUAAUUGAAGCUACAAUGACAACCUGAACUGGAUUCACAAAACAUUAAGUUGUUUGUUAGUGUUUACUUGGCUUAGUGUCUAACGUCUUUGUGCUGUGUUGAAAAUGGUGAAGUAAACAUUUCAGAACAGUACCAGCUGUUAGCCUGCUGGUGCCUGCUGUAUGACAAUUUCAUUGGUUGAUGAUGAAAUUGAUGAAAAUGGUGAAAUUUCUCUCAAACGGACAAAAUCUCCUAACAAAAAGUAUAUUUGAAAGAAGCAGAAUCUGAACUUUUUGAACUGGCAAAAAAUGAUGUUGAUUUCAGAAAGUACAGCAUGUCUGUUUCCUUGGCAGCAGUUUUAUCCCUAUUGGAAAAAGUCUUUAAUCAUGUAGGUAGUGAAACCGUGAUGUUUUGUCAGUGGAAAGCAGUGGAUGUGCUGCUUUA